CAAUAAUCGUUCUUUCAAUUUUAUUUGAAUGGUGGUGGAUAUUGGAGCGCCGCCUUAGAUACAAGCACUGACCCAUUAACCAAGUUAAACAACAGAUAUCUAUAGCAACUUACUCUAGAACCUAACAGAAACCAACUCAACGCAGUCUUGAAUCCAGUAUCGGCACACUCUCUCUUUCCUUAUAAAUUGCAGAGCAAUAUGCUUCAUGGUUCAGAAGAACGGCCACCUAGGUCUCUACGCUAUGUCGAAGAAGCGUUUGCUCAAAUACAGAAGAAGAAAAACAUUCGCGAUAUACUAAUUUUGAACGAUCGGGGACAUCCAAUAAAAAGCACUAUGGAUCAGGAUGCAUCUGUGGAGUUCGCAGGACUUUUUCAAGCCUUGCGAGGGAGGUUAGAGAGAGGAAUGAAAAAAAUAGAUGCAAAAGACGAAUUGGUAUUAAUGCGAGUACGCACCAAGAGUCAUGAAGUUUUAUUAACACCAGAUUCGAAAAUAACCAUAAUUGUGGUGCAGAAUGCAUUUGAUAAUUUUGAAAAGAAAAUUGUAGGAAUUGAUAGGCAUAAAUAA
Messenger RNA from Drosophila willistoni, 564 nucleotides. Its product is annotated as dynein light chain roadblock-type 2. Gene Ontology annotation, molecular function: dynein intermediate chain binding. Gene Ontology annotation, cellular component: cytoplasmic dynein complex; centrosome; cytoplasm. Bases 199 to 564 code for a protein of 121 amino acids. Gene Ontology annotation, biological process: microtubule-based movement. The record is from RefSeq and is a predicted model, not a curated record. NCBI's taxonomy places the organism in Eukaryota, Metazoa, Arthropoda, Insecta, Diptera, Drosophilidae. The transcript has 2 exons.